AUGGGAGCUAAAAAUUUUACAAAACAACAAAUCAAGGACUAUGUCUACACAUUUUUUGAGAAGUACAAAGAAUUUGUAGAUGAAGAGAUAAGAAUUUCCGUUGAAAAUACUGCUUGUUGGGAAUAUCUUUUAAAAUGUCUGGAAUCACUGAGUAAUGACGAAGUGUCCAUCAAUCCAAGGAAUAAUCUGGACAGAUACAAAGCAUUCACAUACAUAUUUGACAGAUACAAAUUGUUUUAUCAAGUUGUUUCACUUGUAGAUCGUCUUAAUGCAGGAAGUCUUUCAAAUACCAAGCUUUUUGGGGUUCCAAUCGCAAUUAAAGAUAAUAUCACAAUUAAAGACGUCCAUUUUGCAGAUGGUAUCUUCCAUUCUUAUAAUAUGAUUGAUAUAGGAUCUAAAAGCCUGGAAGAUUAUUCACCAGCAUAUGAUGCGACUGUAGUUAAGUCCUUGAUUGAGGCGGGGCUCAUUAUAAUAGGAAAGACGAAAUUGGAUGAAUUCGGGGUCGGGUCACUUACUGAUGGUGUAAUAAAUCCACACGGAGAAAAAUACAUCGUAGGUGGAUCAUCUGGUGGAUCUUCGGCUGUUGUUGGUGGGAGAAUCGUGACGUGUGCAUUGGGAACGGAUACAGGUGGCUCUGUCAGAUUACCCAGCUCAUAUUGUGGAUGUUAUGGUUAUAGACCAUCUUAUGGCUUAAUUAGUAGAUUCGGUUUGAGCGAACUUUCCGGUAUGUUUGAUACCGUAGGUAUAGUUGGUGAUUCCGUUUACCAAACUGCGCUUUUAUCGCAUGCAUUGGUUUGUCAUGAUAUUAAAGAUAUGAACAGUUCAUACAGUUGCAGUAAGGUUCAGAAAAAAAUUCAUAACUUUUUACUAAAUUGUAAAGAAACUUCUAACCUUCACAGACCACUGCGAGAUGUAAAACUCGCUACAUUCGAUUUGGAGGAGUUAUACAGUUCUGGGUAUAUAGAUGAGGACAAUAAAAAAAAUAUGCAAAAUGUCCAAAAGAUACUGACAGAACUGGGUGCGGAAAUCGUAAAGGUAGAUAUUGCGCGAUUGGAAGCGUGCGCCUCUAUUUACCAUCUUUAUGUAGCUAAGCAGCUUACAACAAAUUUGAAGAGAUUUAGAAAUCCUCUACAUAACAAGAGUCAUUCAUUAGAAACAACAUCUGUUGUUUCUAAAUUCCACGAAAAAACGAUCAGGAGAUUAAAUUUAGGAAAUGCAAUAGUGGAAAAUGAAGUAUAUAUCGAAAAUCUUCUUGGAGAGGAGAGAGAAAAUUUGAUAAACUGGGUUGAAAGAAAUAAGCUUUUCGACGAAAUAGAAUUCUUAAUAACACCUGUCUCUGUAAACGCUCUCCCAGUAAAAGAGGAAAAUGUUAGUCUUAUAAAAUCCGAACUGUAUACAACUAUAGCGCCAAUAUUGGGGCUAUGUUCUAUAACAAUACCAAGUGACCUAAAAACUCCCCCUUUAAGCUUUCAGAUAACGGCUGGAUACAUGCAGGAUGAUAAGCUAUUUCGUGUGGCAUCAGCAUUCGAGAAUUUUGUGAAAAAAAAUGUCACACAUUCCUGA
Theileria equi strain WA is the source of this 1563-nucleotide messenger RNA. Its product is annotated as glutamyl-tRNA Gln amidotransferase, A subunit, putative. The transcript has a single exon. The coding region runs from base 1 to 1563 and encodes 520 amino acids. The record is from RefSeq and is a predicted model, not a curated record. Lineage: Eukaryota; Apicomplexa; Aconoidasida; Piroplasmida; Theileriidae. Gene Ontology annotation, molecular function: catalytic activity.